This is a messenger RNA of Symbiodinium sp. CCMP2592, 1134 nucleotides long. The record is from the annotation of a GenBank genome assembly. NCBI's taxonomy places the organism in Eukaryota, Dinophyceae, Suessiales, Symbiodiniaceae.
AUGCGGGCCGCCCUGGCCUUCCAAGACGUCACCAGCUUUGACCCCGGUUGGUGCUACGGGUAUCGCUUGAGAAAGCGUGCCGCGGUGGAGGAUGGCAAUCCCGAUGAAGGCGCCGGCGAUGCCUACGAGGGUUGGGAGGAUGGCCUUGACGAGGGCUCUGGGGAGAAGAUCUUGACGGUCAUGAGGCGCUCUGGACUCCAGGGGUUGCUGGUGGUCGUGAGCCGAUGGCAGGAUCACGGCCGGGACUACCAGACGCCAACCCCGGGUCUUGAGCUUUACGGCUUGCAGCUCUACUCGAUGGUGGUGGAGCGUUGCAAGGAUCUGCUGGCCAACAUCAAGAUGGCAAUGGGACUGGGCCAGGCGCCUCCGAGCCCUCCGCCUAUGCCAUUCUUCAAGGAGAGGCUCAGCAAGAAGACCAUUGACUUCAGCUUUCUCCCGCCACUUCCCGAGCCUCGAGUGCCCACGAAGUUCGGACCCAACCACUUCUUGUACGAGUCCUCCAUGAACAAGCAGCGGUCAAUGCCUUCCCUAUUCGGAGGAGGAGAUGUGCGUCUCUGGAUGGCCAACGACGAGUGCUUGCGUCACUUGCCAGACUCCGAGCUCUGGGCACUUCGGGCAAUACGUCAGCCGGAUCCUUUGAUCGAGCGUACGCUCCAUGCCGUGUCCCUUCUUCGUGGGCAGAGCCCUGCAGCUCUAAGUGGGCCACCUGCCGCCAGAUGGGGGCAUCUGCUUCAGACGCUGCGCUCGCAAACUCUGCGCACGGAGCUCUUGCUCUUCGAUGCGCGCUGCAUCUCCCAAAAGACGGCGCAGAUGGCAUUGUCAGUGCUGGAGGGCAUGGACGCGGAAGAGGUCCGCCGAGCGAACCCUGGUGCCGGGGUGCUUUUCGAGUGGGCUCAGGGCGUGGCGCGCUAUCGCUGCCUCGGCCCGCCGGAGUCGGAAGAGGAUGAUGCUCUCGCUGUGUUGCGGCCCUUGCCUCGGAAGACCAAGACAUUUCCGGGUCUGCGUUGUGAAGUUCGUUGGUGCGUAGUUGCGAAUGUCUUGACUGUCGGGUCCAGGCACGCCUCUUCCAAGAACGUCGAUACCAAAUCUGGAUUUGAGGGAUUUGACUGUCUCAUGUUGGACAUAGUGGGAUGA